Molecule: messenger RNA, 1422 nt
Organism: Dendrobium catenatum
Lineage: Eukaryota; Viridiplantae; Streptophyta; Magnoliopsida; Asparagales; Orchidaceae
Product: plasmodesmata-located protein 3
Exons: 3
Coding region: 125-1057 (310 amino acids)
Biological process (GO): transport of virus in multicellular host; plasmodesmata-mediated intercellular transport
Cellular component (GO): plasmodesma
Source: RefSeq, a predicted model, not a curated record
GGCUGUGGAGAGAGAAACGAGUAAUUGAAAAGAGGAGAGAGUAGGCAUGGAGAAGGAGAAUCACAGCUAGAUAGAGAGAGAAAGACUGAAGCGAAGAGGCGGUGGGGAGAGAGAAAAACCCUAGAUGGGCAUUUCCAAGCCCCCCUCUCUCCCAAUUUCUGCCCCACAACCGAUUCUCCUAUUCCCGACGGUUCUCCUCAGUCUCGUAUCGCUACUUGCCGGCGCCUCCGCCGCCAACAUCUACGAUCUCAUAUAUAAGGGCUGCGCAAACCAGCAAUUUCCCGGCGGUGGCGCCGGCGGAGCACAGCAGACCCUUGCCUCUCUAUCCUCUACCAUUAUCUCUCAAUCGGCGGCCUCCAAGUUCUACAAAACCACCACCUCAUCCUCCUCCGGCCAACCAAUCUUUGGUCUCUUCCAAUGCCGCGGCGAUCUCAGCUCCUCCGACUGCGCCGCUUGCGUUGCGAAAGCCGUUCAGAUGUGGAGCUCUCUCUGCGGAGCUACGGUGGCCGCGCGCAUCCAGCUUGCUGGCUGCUACUCGCUCUACGAGAUCUCUGGAUUUCCGCAGGUGUCGGGCACACAGAUGCUUUACAAGACCUGCGGUUCUGGUGGGGGUGGUGGGGAGGGAUUUGAGGAGAAGAGGGACACCGCUCUCUCGAGCUUGGAGAACGGGGUGACUGGCGGCGGAGGAUUCUUCGCCACUAGUUACCAAUCGGUCUACGCCAUGGCGCAGUGUGAGGGAGAUCUCUCUUCAGCUGACUGCGGCGAGUGUGUCCAGCAAGCGGUGCAGAAGUCGCAAGUCGAGUGCGGGGGGGCUAGCUCCGGCCAGGUUUAUCUUGAUAAGUGCUACAUUAGUUACAACUACUACCCCAACGGAGUUCCCCACGGCGGCGGGAGUGGCGGCGGCGGCGGCGGCGGCGGGGGUGGAGACAGCGUUGGAGGAGGUCAGCAAACAGGGAAGACAGUAGCCAUUGUAGUGGGAGGGGCUGCAGCUCUUGGAUUCCUGGUCAUCUGCCUUCUAUUUGCCAGAAAUCUAAUGAAAAAGAAAGAUGAUUAUUGAAGCUAUUGGUGCUGAUAAGUGGGGGAAAAUCGCAAUUUGAAGAGAGAAUGAAUGUUUUGUGGGAGACAGAGAUGAAUUUUUGGCCUUUUCCUCAAGCCAUGUGGAGUUUGUCUACCCACCAUCAGAAUUGGGACCAGGUGGUGAGAGUGAGGGGGAGGAAGGUAGGGAGGAUAAGAAGAGGAAAUUAUAUUUUGUUCUCUCUCCAGUUUGAGCUCACUGUUGAAGAUGCUCUAUGUUUCAUAUAAAUUUCUCUCUUUUUAAUGAGAGGAAAAUGGAUAGUCCUGAAUAUUGAUGGAUUUUUUUUUUGGAAUUAAAGAGGUUUUUCUUUAGAUAAUUAGUUUGUAAUGUGUGUUGGACCUUCUUGA